ACACUACGUAACGUUUCAGCGGAUCUGAGUUUUUUUGGAAGGCAGAAAAAACACGUAGCCAUACCCGUACGCGUGUAAACGGAGUGAUAUUGACUUUUUGGAUGACAGCAAAUUGAAUAAUGAACAGAUCUGCUGUUGAAGACUGAUCGGCAGUAGACAGUAAAACUUUUGAUGGAGUUUAUGUAGUUGAUGCAGUCCAAACACAACACAGAGGCACUGAGGGGGAUCGGAAUUUACCGGUGACAAGUCUGGGAGGAGAAAAAAAGAAAAAGGAUCUACACGUUACAUGGAGUUUUAAAAAGCGUACUUCAUUUUAAUCACAUUUGCAACCAUAGUUCUGAAGACGUCAGUCGAUGAAAGUGCUUUAACAAAGGGACAACUACAGCUUUUCCCCUUUCAGCUUGAACUUUGAGGAAACAAAUCCAGCCAUGGCGAAAAAGUAUGAUUUGCUUUACAAAUUGUUACUCAUUGGGGACAGCGGAGUGGGAAAAACAUGUCUGAUCAUCCGUUUUGCUGAGGACAAUUUCAAUUCCACUUACAUUUCCACCAUUGGCAUCGACUUUAAAGUGAAAACCAUUGAAGUGGAAGGAAAGAAAGUGAAACUACAAGUCUGGGACACAGCAGGGCAGGAGAGAUUCAAGACCAUUACCACAGCCUACUACAGAGGAGCCAUGGGCAUCGUCCUGGUGUACGACAUCACAGACGAGAAGUCCUUUGAAAACAUCCAGAACUGGAUGAAGAGCAUUAAAGAAAAUGCAUCAGCUGGGGUCAGUCAAAUGUUACUAGGCAAUAAGUGCGACAUUGAAGCAAAGCGGAAAGUUUCCAGGGAGACGGGAGAAAAGUUGGCAAAAGAUCAUGGCAUCAGGUUCUUCGAAACAAGUGCAAAGUCCAGCAUCAAUGUGGACGAGUCUUUCCUCGCAUUGGCACUUGACAUACUACAGAAAUCAAGCAAGAAACAAGGCCCCACAGGCCGAGAGGUGAAAAUCACAAGCAGUACAGAGAAAAAAGCCUCCAAAUGUGCUCUUCUCUAGAUAUAAGGUUGCCCAGCAGACGUAAGAUUACGCCAUACAAAACUAAGAGCACAUCAGUAUUACUUGGAAGAAAUACAGCAGGUUUUCUGUCUGCAUCUAGUGGGCUCACAUAUGAAAUACAAACAGCUGCUAAAUGUGAAAACACCAAACCAAGAAAUUUUGUUUCCUGAGCUGAAAUUUAAAAAACGUGGUGAUGCCUGUAUUUCCAAUUGAGCGUAUCUUAUGCUACAGCUACUGCGGUAGUGUUAUGUAUCAUGUAUUGUAUUAUAGUAUCAUCAAUAUGUUGCAAAGAUGGGGUCUUUGAAGACUUUAAAGAGAUAUCUGACACAGCAUUUCACCAAGCAGUUUCCAUCAUGUUUAAUUGAGCUAUACAUUUUUAUUUCCACCUUGUUUUUCUCUGGCUUCUCACAACAUUAUUAUCUCUACAACAGCAUCGCUUGCUGACUUUAGAGAACUUUAGCUGUGUUUUUUUAAACAAUUAGUUCUGUAAAAAAAAAAGAGAGCCAGCUUUUUGGGGCUUGUGGAAAAGGUUUGGAAAGUGGUUUUAUCUGCUUGAUUUCUCACUGUAGGCUCAUACAUUCUGUUGGACUAUUUAAGUACUAAACAGGCAGAUCCCUUUUUGUAUUCUAAGAUUUGUAUAAUAUUAUAUCAGGAAACACAGACAAGUUGGCAUCCCAUUCUUGCAGUAACAUACAGGAUAGGGAUCAAUUCCAUUGUUGAUGUUGUGCCAAUCAAAUUAAUUAAAUGUUUCAAUAUUUUAUUUAAUCCAUCAGAAUCUACGGUAGCAGAUAUAACAUUCCACCCACAGUGUAUAAUGUGGACAUUUCUGGGUGACAUCGUAAGAGAAGUUGAUGAAUGCAUGAGGUUUAAUCUGAAACAAACACGGGUGGUAAACAAGCUUUGUUUUAACAAAUGAAUGAUUGAGAAUGUGGAUGAUAGGAACAGAGAUAAGUGCAAUAUGAGAAGAUGAGUGGAGAGAUGAAACAAUGAUGGAUAAAGCAAGUGAAUGGACAGGAUGUGAGGGAAGCAACAGCGUUCACAUGUCCCUCACUUCAAAUUGAUUUAGUGGGUCUUGCCUUUUAUCUGAAGUGCCUGGUUAAACUCUAAAACUACCACACAUUAGCCACAUCUGACAAGACAGUCCCCCUGUUCAAGCAAUUUCAGAUAAUUCAAAAUGACUCUGACUAAUGGUGCUCAUCUGAUCCGGACAGACAUACUGGAUUCCCUGUAUCUGCCUUUUAUAUAUUUCUUUAACAUUCAGUGUCUUUUAAGACCCGCCACACACUUUUGUAUGUACAUUUCCAGACCUGCUACUUGAUAAAUAAAAAAAUUAA
Molecule: messenger RNA, 2365 nt
Organism: Eleginops maclovinus (Patagonian blennie)
Lineage: Eukaryota; Metazoa; Chordata; Actinopteri; Perciformes; Eleginopidae
Gene: rab13
Product: RAB13, member RAS oncogene family
Exons: 8
Coding region: 429-1031 (200 amino acids)
Biological process (GO): regulation of exocytosis; protein localization to plasma membrane; protein secretion
Cellular component (GO): endosome; trans-Golgi network transport vesicle; plasma membrane
Molecular function (GO): GTPase activity; GTP binding
Source: RefSeq, a predicted model, not a curated record